UAUUUUAAAACUUUAAUAUAAUUAAAAUUGUCAAAUAAAUUGUCCCUUUAACAACGCUUAGGCCUUAAUAGCAAGAGAGAAGGGGAAUAACUUUUAUUUUGUGUUUACAAUUAGAAAUAAAUAUGGCUCGUUUCUUUAGAGAACAAGAUAUUGAUGAAUUUCGGGAUUGUUUUUAUCUGAAUGCGCACAGCGGGCAAAUACGAAGUCUUGACGAAUUAACUAUAAUAAUGAGAUCUGUUGGAAUGAGUCCCACAAUUACAGAACUGAAAAAAUAUUUUAAAGAAAAAAAUGGAAAAAUAUCUUUUGCUGACUUUUUGGAAAUUAUGCAUGUACAUAGUCAGAAAGAAAACACUCCACAUGAAAUUUUAAUGGCCUUUAGAGCCAGUGAUAAAGGAAGAACCGGUCAAGUUCUAGCCAGAGAUUUACGUCGUAUCCUUAUCAACUGGGGUGAAAAACUCAGUCCAAGAGAAGUUGAUCAUAUUCUUCGAGAAGCAAACGUAACUCCUAAUGGAUAUGUAAAGUAUGAAGAUUUUAUUCGUGUUGUAUCUGCUCCGGUUCCAGAUUAUUACUGAAUGAAUAUUAUAGAAUUUAAUUAUACAGCUGUAUCUCUUAGGGUGAAUGGUUUUUUCAAUAUUUUUAUAUUAAAUCAAAUAUUUUAUAAAUUAUAAAAAGUUAAUUUAAAACAACAAAUGUGUGAUAGAUAAAAAUCAUUCCGUUGUUAAUUUU
Centruroides sculpturatus (bark scorpion) is the source of this 726-nucleotide messenger RNA. RefSeq names its product calmodulin-like protein 4. Gene Ontology annotation, molecular function: calcium ion binding. The transcript is spliced from 5 exons. NCBI's taxonomy places the organism in Eukaryota, Metazoa, Arthropoda, Arachnida, Scorpiones, Buthidae. The record is from RefSeq and is a predicted model, not a curated record. Gene Ontology annotation, cellular component: myosin II complex. Bases 123 to 572 code for a protein of 149 amino acids.